Messenger RNA from Fopius arisanus, 2316 nucleotides. It is a transcript of the gene Ntan1, whose product is annotated as N-terminal amidohydrolase 1. Gene Ontology annotation, molecular function: protein-N-terminal asparagine amidohydrolase activity. The transcript has 7 exons. Gene Ontology annotation, cellular component: nucleus. Bases 649 to 1593 code for a protein of 314 amino acids. Lineage: Eukaryota; Metazoa; Arthropoda; Insecta; Hymenoptera; Braconidae. The record is from RefSeq and is a predicted model, not a curated record. Gene Ontology annotation, biological process: ubiquitin-dependent protein catabolic process.
UUGUAUACUUGUCGCCUAUUCAUCAGUCGUUAGUAAUUUAUUCACACGAUUGAGAAAUAACUAGUUGAGCCAGCCCCUCUCCCCCUUCAUUCACAGUAGGAAACAACUCACUUGGAAAACGAUACCACGUAUUUAUUUUAAUUUUUUCUCCCUUCACAAUUAAAUUUAAUAAAUGCGGUAGGAAUAAUUGAAAAUAGUGAAUAUGCCUUGAAUAUGUGAUAUUUUGUUAAUCUCCUUGCGUAUCUGAUUAGUAACAAGAUGUUGGUUGGUUACACAAGGAAUUGGACCCCUCCCACUUUGACGAUGUGUCGCUCUAUCUCAACCAAUCCACGUAACGCCUGAUAACGUCGCCAUAAUUAGCUGGAUUUGUUAAUCGGUCCAUAAGCAACACGAGUAUGGUGAAUGAACAGUCACGAGCAUCACUUCUUAGUAUCAUUCAUGUUUAUUCGCAUUCGGUGUCAGUCGGAAAUUUUCCAUGUCAAAAUAAUUGUUGUUUUCUCGGAAAUUUUUUGAAAAUAAAGUAGUAAAGGAACUUGCUGAGAAAAUUCAGUGACAUUUUUUUCGAGUUGAUAACUGGAGUGAAGUGAAACGAGCUCUAAUAAUAAUAGAGAAAAAGUGAUCUUUGAGUUUUCAAAUCGAUCAAUUGGGAUGGUGUUAGUAGUAAAUGGGGUACUCCAAGAGGAGCCUCCCGCAGACAGCAGAUCUUUGUAUUUAGCCCAUCCGGUGUAUAGAGAAUCUGCAGCACAACUUCACUCGAUGCCAGCUAAAUUGGUGGGUCCAGUUGGUCUGCUUUACGUCCAACAACGAGAAAUGGCUGCAACUCUUCCGCAUGACAAAAAUGUGAGUAUACUCGGCUCAGAUGACAUGACCACGUGCAUUAUAGUUGUCGUCAAGCAUUCAGGAUCGGGGGCGGUGGCGUUGGCACAUCUCGAUGGAGCUGGGGCUGAAGAUGCUGCUACUGCGAUGGUCCAGAGGGUAACCGAAUUGGCCAUGGGAUUCCCUGAGGGACGGAUUGAGUUGCAACUCGUUGGAGGUUACUCGGACCCUCGCAAUUAUUCUGAAGAGCUUUUUUUCAAUAUUCUUUCGACGUUCCACAAGCAACCUAUUGAAAUUGAUUUAACACUGUGCUGUGUUGGUGAAUUGAACACGACAGCAAGAGGUGGUAUCCAUUGGCCUGUCAUUUACGGAAUUGGACUGAAUGUCAAGACUGGUGAAAUAUUUCCAGCGACAUUUCCCGACAAGGGACCCGAUCAAGCUUUGAGAUCCGCUAGGCAUCUGACAGGUGGCCAACAGGUUUUAGAUGUUUAUGACUGUAGUCUAGGACUUUUGAGAAUUGGCCCUUUCAAUUACGAUCCUCUUCGUGGUGUCGAUCUGUGGCUUGCGCAAUCGGAUCAAUUCAUUCUGCAGCAUCUUUCCACUUCACCCGAUGUAGAACCACCACAUUUUGUUUCACAGAUAAGAGCAACUCUUAAGUACAUUCAAGACAACCAAUUUCCAGCUGUUACGGUGUUUCGAGAUAAUAGGCCGCAUUAUUACCGCCGAGAUGAAGCAACUGGAGUUUGGCAACCAAUUCGUUAUGAUACUAAUUUUUAGAUGCCAACGUAAAUGUUGGAAAAUAAUGGAAAAUGUUGUACAUACUUGUUCAGUCGCCGGGCUUGCCAGCACACUAAUUAUUUCAUAAAUCUUUUACUUUUCAUUGAAAAUUAACAUGGAGUGUAGUGAUCAUCUUAUGUGAAGUGAUGCAUAGGACUCAUUUCAAUGAUAAGCUAUCUGUAUCUGUGAAAGACAAGAAUGAAAUUAUUCAUAAGAUAUAAAGAGAUAUAUUUUCACUAUACAUUAGGAGCGAAAAGUUAUCAAGAGUUGAACGAUAUAGAUAUAAUGAUUUUUUUUUUAUGUGGCAAAGAUUAAUUGAAAAACAUGUUCAAUAACUAGGAAAGAAAAAAAAAAUCUCCAUGAAUUAUCCUGUCUCUUGAAUUUUUCACAUUCGUCCUGAGAUAAACCAAGGAAAUGGCAAACAAGACAGCAGAAAAAAGCUGUAGAGGGUAUGCAUAAAAUAUAUGGUUUUGAAGGGAAGGGAAACUAUAGUUAGAUUGCCACAAUAUUAUAUACAAUAAUUAAUGACUUAUAGAGCAUUGUUGUUGGCCAAUGACCGAUUUACAAUUUGUUUUCUAUGUGAAGUGAUUAGAAGAAACACGAUGGUGAUUUUAAUCACAUAAUUUGCUCUGUGGUUCUUGUUGUGCAAAAGCGCUCAUAUUUUAUACAACCAUUUGGUGAUAUAUUUAUAUAUGAAUAGAAAUAAAAUGAUGAUAAAAUGUC